Messenger RNA from Phyllostomus discolor (pale spear-nosed bat), 3016 nucleotides. Its product is annotated as centromere protein F-like. The record is from RefSeq and is a predicted model, not a curated record. Gene Ontology annotation, molecular function: dynein complex binding; transcription factor binding; protein homodimerization activity. Gene Ontology annotation, cellular component: spindle pole; nucleus; chromosome, centromeric region. Gene Ontology annotation, biological process: metaphase chromosome alignment; regulation of G2/M transition of mitotic cell cycle; mitotic cell cycle. NCBI's taxonomy places the organism in Eukaryota, Metazoa, Chordata, Mammalia, Chiroptera, Phyllostomidae.
UGUGCUUUUGUUUUUAACUUCUGUUCAUAAAAUCAUUUGGUUUAAGUCAGAAUGUCUUAUUGUAUAAAGUACUCAAAGGGAAGGUGGGAAUCUUCCCCCCGUGAGAUACACCACCAGUUCCAUUAGGCACUCUUAUGGAGGCAGAAGUCAUAGUUUGCUAGAGCAUUUGUUUUGAGUGUAACCAAGUAAACUUGUGCUUUAGGAAAUGAAGCAGGAAAACAGCUUCCUCAAGAGUCAAUCUGAGCAAAGUACCAGAGAAGUCUGCCACCUGCAGGAAGAACUGAAGAAGACCAGACAGUGUUUGAGUCAGAGCCAGAAUUUUGCAGAGAAAAUGAGGGCUAAGAAUGCUUCUCAAGAAACCAUAUUAAGAGAUCUCCAAGAAAAAAUCAAUCAGCAAGAGAAUUCCUUGACUUCAGAGAAACUGAAGCUUGCCUGGGCUGAUCUGGAAAAGCAACAUGAUGGUUCUCGAGCCCUUUUCAAGGAAAGGGAACAUCGCAUUGAACAAGCUCCCCAGGGCAGAAGUGACAGCUGUGACCCGAACAGGUCAGAAGAACAUGCUUGGGGAAGCAAUGACAGUAUACCCAAGCAGGAUCUUCAUCUGAUCUGUGACAGAGAUGUCCAGCAGGACCUCAGCCCAGAGAUGGAGAAAGUCACCAAGGCUGAAGCAGUCAUGCUGGUGGGAGAAGGUUCUCAGGAGAGGUCUUUCAAAGAGAAAGCCCACCUCCAGGGGCAGCUGCAGAGUUUGAUAAAGGACUUACAGGCCCUGUCUUUGGGAAGAAAUCAGCAGGAACACCAAAUCAAACACAUGAAUCACAAGAAAGAAUCCCUUGCAAGGGAAUCUGAAAGCCUGCAGAACAAGCUACACGAACUGGAACAAGAAGAUCUGACUGUCACUAAAACCUUGGAGGCUGCAGGAAUGCAGAAAGGUGAGGUUGCCAUGAGGAGGCUGAGCUCAACCCAAGACAAGGAGCAUCUGAUGAAAAAUAACAUGGAGACCCUGAGGGUCAGCAUGGAGGCUGAUGAGAAGAAAUGCUUGGAGGAAAUGAAAGAAACUGACAGUAAGAAGGAAAAUCUUGCAAGCCAGUGGCAGAUGGCUGGAAAAAACCAUGAGGUGACAAUUCUUCAUGCUGAGUAUUCCAAACCAGAGGUGGAGACACUAAAAUCAGAAAUAAAAAUGAUGAUGGAACACCUGAAAACUUCAGAAUUGGGCCUCAUCACGAUCAGGUCCGAGAAAGAAAAUCUGACCCAGCAGCUGCAAGAGAAACAGUGUCAAGUGACGGAGUUGGACACGUUACGCUCUUCAUUGGUACACCUGUUAGAGGCAAAAGAGGAAGAAAAUCGGCACAUGCAAGAAGAGUCCAAAGCUUCAGGGGAAAUGCUGGAAAGAGAAUUGAAAGAGCUAAUGAAGGAGGUGGCAGCUCUGUGUGAUGAUUCACAAGCCAGGAAGUUCCCAGAAGAGAGCUCUCCAGUGCAGAGAGUGCAGCAGCUGCGUAAGAGUAUCAAAAAGCUGAAAGACCAACUAGAAGACGAUGACAAGAAGCAAUUCUUUGUUUUAGCAAAACUGCAGGAAACUAAGCAUCAAGCAGAGUUGUUUAAGGGGGAAGUUGAUCAACUUGAAAAAGAACUAAAAAAGGCAAAAAAAAAAAAAAUCCAUGAGCGUGUGAGUAGGGAGGCACAGGGCUCCAAAGCAGAGGUAGAGAAGUUGAAAGCCAAGAUAGAGGAGAUGGCCCCAUGUCUGAAAGAUCUCAGGUCAGAAAAAGAAAAACUGACCAAAGAAUUACAAAAAGCACAAGAGUGCAUAUGUGAAUUAGAGCAGUUAAAAGCUUCCUAUGACAAUCUAUCAUGAGAAAAAGAGCAGGAAAUUGUUCGUGUGAAACAAGAAUGUAAACUUGUCCAAGAGUGGCUUCAAGCACAAUUGAAAGACCUGAAGGACAAAUGGCCCUCUUUGGGUGAUGACCAUAGGACCUGGAAGGCCAGAGAACAAGGCCAGAGAACAAGGCUAGAGUGUUCAGAUAGCGAGAAGUGUCAGCUGCUGCAAGGCCUUGACCAGGCCAGAAGUCAUUCCAUUAUUUUGCAAUCUUCUGUGAAUGGCCUGGUUCAAGAAUUAGAAGACAGCAAAGACAAACUGAAGAAGAGGGAGCAAGCGAUCAGCCUCUUAAAACAGCAAAUCCAAGACCAAGAACAGCAGGUCUCUAAGUUGUCCCAGCAAGGAGGAGAGCUCCAAGUUACAAAGAAGCAAAAAGCAGAACUGGAGAGUCUGACCAUGGAAUUGCAGCAGAAGAUCCAAAGGCUGCAGUCCAAAAAUGACACUUUGCAGGACACCUACAAAGCACAGCAGACCUCCUACAGGGACCUGCAGAAAGAGCUUGAGUCAAUGAAAAUGGAAAAGCGAUCCUAUGAUGAAAGAGUAAACUCUUUGACUUCAAGGGAAACAGAGCUGCAGAGGAAAGUGGAUGAAAUAACACUGAAAAUGACAGACUUGAAAAAAGAAUUCAAUGGGGAGAAAAAUAGGCUAACUGAAGAAUUAAAUUUAAUGUCAGAAGAAAUGAAGCACAAUGAAGGCCAAUUGAAGGACUUCAUGCUAGAAAAUAGUGACUUGAAGAGGAGCUUGGACCUCGUACACAAACAUCAGAUGGAAAAGCAAGAGAAAGUGAGAGAAGAAAUAGCUGAAUAUCAGAGACAGCUUGAGGAAGCUUAAAAGAGACAUCAAACUUUGCUUGUGGAUACAAACAAACAGCAGGAAACAGAAAUCCAGACAUAUAGAGAGAAACUGACUUCUAUAGAAGAAUGUCUCAGCUCACAGAAGGUGGAGAUAGACCUCUUGAAGUCCAGUAAAGAACAGCUCAGUAAUUCUUUGAAAGAAAACACUGAGCUUUUAGGAGAAUUGAUAAAAACCAAGAUGAACAAUCAAACAGCUGAAGAAGGAAAAGGAACGUGCCCAGGGAAAGAUCGAUUUUUGUCUCAGACACUAUAAGCUGAUGGAAAAGGAGAUGGAGCGGUUGCAGAAAGAGCUGUG